AUUCUACAACUGUAAAAUAUACACUAACUGACUGAUAAGCAAUGCGAGGAAUGUCACAAAAUAAUGAAGUGAUUUAUUAUUAAUUCGCUAAUUAGGAAUAUUAUAUGUUGUCAUUAUGGUGGAAGCAGCUGGAUGUGGUGAACUGCAACAGUUGGUUCAAGAGGAAGAAAGUGAAGAACCGCUUAGCCAUGGUGGAGAAGCUACGCCUCCGUCGACACCAGCCAGAUCUCAACGUCCGAGUAAAACUGAAGCACACAAUUCUAACGUAUCGCAACAAGUAUUAUGGGAAAGCAACACACAAAUAUCACCGAUUAUUAGUAAAGGCAGCUCUGGUCAAGGAACAAGUCAAGGUUCCAUGGUUUCCGGCCGGGCAGCCAAUACUUCAAGUUACACAGGCAACCAGUCUCGAUUGACGUAUCUCAAUGAGAAGGAAAAACAAAGGCCGAGUCGACCAGAUCCACCAAGAAUUGUGAGGCAGCACAAAGCUAUGGUGCCAUGCAAACACCAUUGCUUUCUGUCAGAGGUCCCCGAUGUUCGCCACAUGGAGCAGGCCUUGCUGCAAUUAUUGGAAGACUUUCACAGCGGCAAUUUGCGAGCAUUUGGAAAAGACUGCAGUAUGGAGCAGAUGACAGAGAUACGCGAACAGCAAGAGCGUUUAGCAAGAUUACAUUUUGAACUCGGCCAACGACAGGAAGUAGGCGGUGAGCAGUCAGGUCUUCGACAGUCGAGCGCAAAUAUGCGGCAUUUGCUUCAUCGUCUUCAACAGCUAAGUGUUUGUAUAGAAAAAUUACAUAGCAAAUAAUGAUUAGCUGAUUCGAAGAUAGUAUAUUGUUACAAAUUCUUUAUAUAUAUAUAUGGUAUGUGGGAGAAUAUAUGAUUAUAUUGUUUCGUACACAAUUUUUA
This is a messenger RNA of Linepithema humile (Argentine ant), 903 nucleotides long. RefSeq lists its product as uncharacterized. Lineage: Eukaryota; Metazoa; Arthropoda; Insecta; Hymenoptera; Formicidae. The record is from RefSeq and is a predicted model, not a curated record.